Mycena citricolor is the source of this 399-nucleotide messenger RNA. Lineage: Eukaryota; Fungi; Basidiomycota; Agaricomycetes; Agaricales; Mycenaceae. The record is from the annotation of a GenBank genome assembly.
AUGGUCCACAUCUCAUCCAUAUUCGUGGCUCUCACGAUGGUCGCUGUGGGCCUCACCGGUAUGCUUCCCGUCUAUUCGACGACGGCAACUCACUCCAAUACAGCCCCGGUCGGUCUGCAAACUCGUCAGAUCGGCAACCUCGACUGCAAUCUCUCGCGGCUGCGCAUCAUCACAGAUACCGCGGACGCCGAGUCUCUCAUCUCCCAAAUAAAUUCUACAAGCCUUGAUACGACGAUCUCGAUCGCGAUAGCCCAGGCCGGCUUGGGGACUGUGGAUACGGCGAUCCACGAGAUCCUCCAGGCCGUGUUCAGCAACCAGACAGCGCCGGCGGCGGCAAGGACACAAGUUGGUGCGGGCCUCGCUGCGGCGCAGCAAGCCUUGGCAGUCAUACAAGAGUGA